This is a messenger RNA of Linderina pennispora, 489 nucleotides long. RefSeq lists its product as uncharacterized. The transcript is spliced from 3 exons. Bases 1 to 489 code for a protein of 162 amino acids. The record is from RefSeq and is a predicted model, not a curated record. NCBI's taxonomy places the organism in Eukaryota, Fungi, Kickxellomycota, Kickxellomycetes, Kickxellales, Kickxellaceae.
AUGGAGUACACGCUGACGUUCCUGACCCACGACAAGUUUGAUUUCUCGAAUGCCCAGCAGGGCAAGCUGCUUGGCUUCAUCGGCAUUGUGUCGACGGUGAUCCAGGGCGGCUAUGUGCGCAGAGUCAAGAGCAGGUCGGGAAGCCGCGACAAGGCUCUGGUUGCCCAGGGCAUGGCUGGCUGCGCACUCGGCCUGCUUUCCAUCGCCAUCUGCGCUUUCAAGGCAGAGGCCACAGGCUACUCGGCACCCUCGUGGUGGCUGUGGGCUGGCUCGUUUGGCUUUGCCCAGGGCAUGGCCCCCAAGGACACAGGCAAGCGGCUGGGCGAUUUUCGGUCUGCGGGCCAGAUUGGCCGGGCGCUGGGCCCAAUGUUGCGCGCUGCCGUAUGCUACCUCAUUGGCGCCAUCGCUGUCGCUGCCAUCACCACAGUGUUUGUGUCAACCAUCCCGUCAACAAUCACCCGGGGUGCAGCCAAGGCUAAGACCAGCUAG